AUUUAUAUUUCCGCUCCUCGCCUCGCCUCGCCUCUGACCUCUCCCUCUCCUCCGCUCCCCCAUUGCCCCUCGCCCUCCGCCUCGCGCCCUCCAGGAGCUUCGCAUCGCGAUCGCCUCCGCCGCCGCGAGCUCCCGUCCCAUGGUGGGCGCGCCCGCCGGCGGCUAGGGCUCCCGCCUCCCCCACGGUUCGCCCCUGCCCGGCCCGCAAUUUUCCGCGAUUUCUGGGGCGAUUUCUCCGGAACCCUCCGCCAUUUGUCGGCGCUGCUCCCCCGAAUCGUACGCAGGGCUUUGGCGGGACUCCUCCUAAGGCGGAGGAGAUGAGCGGGGAGGUGGAAUGCAGCGUGUGCCACGCCAAGGUUGCCGUGCCGGCGGCGGCCGUGUCCAAGGCCUACGACAGCCACCGGAGCACCGUGUCGUCGCGGCAGCGCGCGCUUAACGUCCUCCUCGUAUCCGGCGACUGCGUCCUCGCCGGCCUCCAGCCGAUAUUGGUAUACAUGUGUAAAGUGGAUGGGAAAUUCAAAUUUAGCCCAGUCAGUGUGAACUUCUUGACAGAGAUUACAAAAGUUAUCUUUGCCAUCAUCAUGCUGUUCUUCCAGGCUAGGCGUGUAAAGGUGGGAGAGAAGCCACUUCUCACAGUUUCAACAUUUGUGCAGGCUGCCCACAACAAUGUUCUUCUCGCGGUGCCUGCUUUUCUCUAUGCCAUCAACAAUUAUUUGAAGUUUACAAUGCAGCUAUACUUUAAUCCUGCGACAGUGAAAAUGCUGGGUAAUCUCAAGGUUCUGAUAAUUGCUGUGCUCCUAAAGGUGUUACUGAGGAGGCGUUUUUCCACAAUUCAGUGGGAAGCCCUUGCUCUGUUGUUAAUUGGAAUAUCUGUUAAUCAGCUGAAAUCACUGCCUGAAGGUUCUACUGCACUUGGUCUUCCUGUUGCAGCUGGGGCCUACCUAUACACACUAUUUUUUAUAACAGUUCCUGCAUUGGCCUCAGUUUACAAUGAAAAGGCUCUGAAAAGCCAGUUCGAUACCAGCAUAUAUCUUCAGAACUUAUUUUUGUAUGGAUAUGGUGCAAUAUUUAAUUUCCUUGGGCUUGUGAUCACUGCCCUCAUCCAAGGGCCUCGUAGCUUUCACAUUCUGGAAGGGCAUUCAAAGGCCACCAUGUUUCUUAUUUGCAACAAUGCUGCACAAGGCAUACUUUCGUCAUUUUUCUUCAAAUAUGCAGAUACAAUUUUGAAGAAGUACUCAUCCACAAUCGCCACAAUCUUUACUGGGAUAGCGUCUGCUAUACUGUUCGGUCAUACUCUGACUAUAAAUUUUGUUCUUGGAAUAUCGAUAGUAAUUAUAUCUAUGCAUCAGUAUCUCGCAAACCAAAUUAAGGAUCAAGUGCCAAGCAGCAAAAUUGAGAUGUCUGAUGCUGAGGAUGACAGCAGAUUAGAGGAAUCUGUAAUUGUCAAAGUUGACACGGUGGCAAGUGAGGCUAAACACCGCCAUGGAUCUGAUGAGAGGCAGCCACUUCUUCCCGUCUGAUGUCGUCUAGGAGUUCCUCCGGUCCAUAUGUAUAUCCGAACUCUUCCUUUCGACAGGGAGAUGAGCAGCGUAGAUGUCGCAAACGCAGCGUCUGCACCUGAAGCAGAGCAUGUGAUGAUUUAUAUAGCCUUGUAGCCUUUUGACCUGAUGUUCCUGAGGCUGCACUAUGAUGUUUAAAGGGGUACUAUCAGAGAGAUGCCCAUUCGGUAGCACGAUGGCGAGCUUGCUGGGAUACUGUAGAGGGGAACAAAUGAAUUGACCUUGUUGUCGUGAAACUGAUGUGAUGGAUUAAAGAAUAAAUAUAUUCAGCAUUUCAGCCCA
Triticum aestivum (bread wheat) is the source of this 1841-nucleotide messenger RNA. RefSeq names its product CMP-sialic acid transporter 3. The coding region runs from base 318 to 1520 and encodes 400 amino acids. The record is from RefSeq and is a predicted model, not a curated record. The transcript is spliced from 15 exons. Gene Ontology annotation, biological process: pyrimidine nucleotide-sugar transmembrane transport. NCBI's taxonomy places the organism in Eukaryota, Viridiplantae, Streptophyta, Magnoliopsida, Poales, Poaceae. Gene Ontology annotation, cellular component: Golgi membrane. Gene Ontology annotation, molecular function: pyrimidine nucleotide-sugar transmembrane transporter activity.